AUGCAAGAUGAGAUGUCUAGAUUUGAGGCUGAAAUAUCUGGAUCCGAAUUAAUAGCCGGACCACGAGCUGUUAUAAGCUCUAGUACUUUUGGCACGGCUCAACAGCGCUUAGACCGCGUUCCGCCGCCACCGCCCCCACCUUCUUUAUUGCCACCACCCUUUGAUCCAAAUGUGAUGGGAGCUCGAUUAAUGUAUCCUGGAGUACCACCACCUCCACCACCAUCAUCAUUGAUGGUCCCUGCUUCGGUACAAAGACUGAGGCCUCCGGGUCCUACAGAAUCCUACCCCGGCCCAAUACCGUUCCUCCGCCCAGGAUUACCGGGACCGCAGCUCAUACCUCCCCCACCACCUAAACCGCAGCCUGUCGUACUUUCCGCUGCCCCCAAAUUAUACAAACAACCCAAAGAAGAUGAAGAAAAAAAAGACAAGGAAAGCAAGAAAAGGAAGCGCGAACGUGAGCCUUCGCCACUUCCAGAGCCGUUGGUGGAACCCGAGCCUAUGCCUGCGCCCCCACCGGCCCCAGCACCUCCAAUCAUCACCUCUUCCGACACCGCACCGAAACUUAAGAAAGAGAAGAAACAUCGAAAGGUAAUUAGAACUGCUGGAGGUCAAGUGUGGGAGGAUGUGACACUGUUGGAUUGGCCGGAUGACGACUUCCGGAUGUUCUGUGGAGACCUGGGCAAUGAUGUUACUGAUGAACUGCUUACAAGAACAUUCAGUAAAUACAGUUCGUUCCAAAGGGCAAAAGUUGUAAGGGACAAACGAACAAACAAAAGCAAAGGUUUUGGAUUUGUCAGUUUCAAAGAUCCAGGUGAUUUUAUUAAAGCCAUGAAAGAAAUGGAUGGUCGAUAUGUUGGGAGCAGGCCUAUAAAGCUUAGAAAAAGCACAUGGAAGAACAGAGCUUUAGAUGUAGUGAGAAGAAAGGAGAAAGAGAAAGCUGCAUUGCUCUCUUUACUCAUGUCCGGCAACAAGAGC
This is a messenger RNA of Iphiclides podalirius (scarce swallowtail), 975 nucleotides long. NCBI's taxonomy places the organism in Eukaryota, Metazoa, Arthropoda, Insecta, Lepidoptera, Papilionidae. The record is from the annotation of a GenBank genome assembly.